Molecule: messenger RNA, 691 nt
Organism: Salmo salar (Atlantic salmon)
Lineage: Eukaryota; Metazoa; Chordata; Actinopteri; Salmoniformes; Salmonidae
Source: RefSeq, a predicted model, not a curated record
AUGCAAACCAGGAAGAUCCAGAUGGAGUGUUCUUCCAGUCCGUGUCUGAAUGGUGGCUCCUGUGUGGACUUGGUUGAUAAAUAUGCGUGUUUCUGUCUGGAUGGAUACACUGGGAAGAACUGUGACAUUGACAUAGACAUCUGUCUAGAAACCCCCAUCAAUGUCACCCUGUGUUUAAAUGGAGGGACUUGUCUCGAUGGCCAAGGCUCCAAUUUCACCUGCAGUUGUCCAGCAGGUUUCAUAGGUGACUUCUGUGAGAUGGACAUUAAUGAAUGCUGUUCAGAUCCAUGUCUCCACGGGGCAAUCUGCCGAGACCUGCUUAACGGAUACCUCUGCCACUGCAGGGCAGGUUGGACAGGCCUUCACUGUGAGUUGGACAUUAAUGAGUGCCUUCCGCAACCCUGCAACCAGGGGAUGUGCAUCCAGAACGAGCCUGGCUACGGCUACACCUGUUUCUGUCGUCCUGGAUUUGUGGGGAGGAACUGUGAGCACAAUUACGAUGACUGCCUGGUCCAGCCGUGUCCGGGAGGAUACUCCUGUGUUGAUAGUAUCAACGAGGUCAGCUGUCAGCCAGCCGAGGGAGACAUGUCCUCUGUGCCCUGGGAGCCUUCUAUGACACAAACCCCUCGGGGAUCCCUGCUCACCACGUCACCAAUGUCACCAGUGUCACCGUACAGUGAACAACCAACAG